AUGGACACCACGGAGAAGCAGCAUCUGCUGGACGCCCGGGCAGGCGCCGGGUCUUACACGGAAUCCCUCUGGCAGGAGGGGGCUGGCCGGAUCCCUCUCCCUGCGCCUGGCCUGAACUUGCAGGCCAUUGAGCUGGCCGCCCAGAGCAACCAUUACUGCCAUGCUCAGAAGGGUCCUGGCAGUGCCUGUGACCCCAGGAAGAAGUGGGCCCGGCGCCAGCUCUGUGUGGCCUCUGCCAUCUGCCUGGUGUUCAUGAUUGGGGAAGUGGUUGGUGGGUACCUAGCACAUAGCUUGGCUGUCAUGACCGAUGCAGCCCACCUGCUCACUGACUUUGCCAGCAUGCUCAUCAGCCUCUUCUCCCUCUGGAUGUCCUCUCGGCCAGCCACCAAGACCAUGAACUUCGGCUGGCAGCGAGCUGAGAUCCUGGGAGCACUGCUGUCUGUUCUGUCCAUCUGGGUCGUGACCGGCGUGCUGGUGUACCUGGCAGUGGAGCGGCUGAUUUCUGGAGACUAUGAGAUUGAGGGGGGCACCAUGCUGAUCACAUCAGGCUGCGCUGUGGCUGUGAACAUCAUAAUGGGGUUGGCUCUUCAUCAGUCUGGCCACGGGCACAGCCACGAUGCCACCCAGCAGCAGAACCCCAGUGUCCGAGCUGCCUUUAUCCACGUGAUCGGAGACUUUCUGCAGAGCUUAGGCGUCCUGGUGGCAGCCUAUAUUUUAUACUUCAAGCCAGAGUAUAAGUAUGUAGACCCCAUCUGCACCUUCCUCUUCUCCAUCCUGGUCCUGGGGACAACCUUGACCAUCCUGAGAGAUGUGCUCCGGGUGCUGAUGGAAGGGACUCCCAAGGGUGUGGACUUCACGGCUGUGCGGGAUCUGCUGCUGUCGGUGGAGGGGGUGGAAGCCUUACACAGCCUGCAUAUCUGGGCCCUGACUGUGGCCCAGCCCGUGCUGUCCGUCCACAUUGCCAUCGCUCAGAAUGCAGAUGCCCAGGCAGUGCUGAAGGCAGCCAGCGCCCGCCUGCAGGGGACAUUCCACUUCCACACCAUGACCAUCCAGAUCGAGGACUACUCGGAGGACAUGAAGGACUGUCAGGCGUGCCAAGGUCCCUCCGACUGACUGCCCAGCCAGGUGCCAACUGGGGCAUGGGCAGGACCUGCAGAGAGCAGCACUGAGUGUCCCCCAGGCUGUCAGGACACUGUGCUAUAAGCCAGGUCCUCUCCUGACCUCUGCCCCAUGUCCAGUGUGGAGGAGCCUUGCCCCACUCAAAGAACAGGGUUCCCUCCCAGCCUCCCCCAUCUGACUACAGCCAGCCCGAGGACAAGGACUCAGCAGGCAUAAAACUAGUGUGGCCCUGCUCCUCCAGCUCCCGGCGGCUCUCUAGAGGCUGGGUUUGGGCCUCCACAGCUCAUGCUGUCCUCCCACCAGCCUUGGGUAGGGGGCACAGUGUGGGGUGAGGACACCUGCUCUCCUGCUGUGUCCUUUGAUUUUCAGCAUGUCUGGCUCUGCCUCAUGAAUCUGUAAAGAAGUCAGGGAACAGAGCCUCCUCCCUCAGCCACUAACAGUAUGAUUUAAGGAGACCAUGAGCUUGGGGAGGGGUUGUGAGAACCCUGCAUUCUUCUAUGGGAAACCAGGGGGCACCCAAAGCUUCACCUGUGCCAUAGUCACUUCAGCUAUAAACCAAAUGUUCCUGGAGGGAGGAGGCUUCCAAGUACUUGAGGAAGGAGCUGGUUUCCUCUAUUCCCAUUACUCUCCCCAGGGAGCUGUCUCCACACAGAUGUCCUUCAGCCUGGCUGGUGCCCUAGCAGCCUCCAAGCCCCCCAGGCUACUUCUUGGGCCCUGGUGGUGUCCUGCAGGUCACAGGGCCAGCUGCAUUGCUGGGACGGCCGCACCUGCGCAGGACUUGGGGGCAGAGGACAAAGAGGGGUCAUACAAUUGGGGCAGGAGACACUGGCUUUCUGAAAUAAGAGUGGCUGUUUAUAAGAUGAGGGGGAGCCCUUCUCCAGCCGCUUAGAGGGGCAACUUGCCCAGUCAUCCGGUGGCCUGGUCUAGUGAUCUGUCUCUGCCAUGACAAGGGAGUGACCAAGGCCAGUUGCUCCUGUGCUGAUUCUCAUCUGAGAUGGACAUGCUGACACCCACCUACAGGGCUGUCUGAGGACUGGAGCAGAGCUGCGCAGCAGCCAGUGCUCACUGAAGAGGGCUUAUUUUUAUCAUCACCGUCCUGAAAAGAUGCGGCCUGAGGCUGCCUUGCUAGGUGGGUUCCUCGCCUUCCAGGGGCAGCAGCGAGUGUGUGCUGCCUGCCUGGAGGGUCAGUCAUUCUCUGUCCCUUCUGAGUCUCUCUGUCCAUCUGUGAAAUGACCUUUUUGUGCCUUUUCAGCAUUGUCACCUGGGGUGCCUGUGAUCUAGGUCAGUGGGUUCUUCAGCCCCUUAAAAUCUCUGGGAAGUCAUUUGUGUUGAAAAUGUGUGUGUGUGUGUGUGUGUGUGUGUAUGUGAGAGAGAGAGAGAGAGAGAGACUGCGAAUGGCAUGCUUGACUCCACCCCAUUCUCUGGGGUAUCAACCCGCUGCUCUUGGCAGGCCCCAGAAGCUGGAUCCUCAGUUCUGCUGUAUGCCCAAUAUUAUACUCCGGUCAAGGAACAGU
Talpa occidentalis (Iberian mole) is the source of this 2633-nucleotide messenger RNA. It is a transcript of the gene SLC30A2, whose product is annotated as solute carrier family 30 member 2. The record is from RefSeq and is a predicted model, not a curated record. Gene Ontology annotation, cellular component: plasma membrane. The transcript is spliced from 8 exons. Gene Ontology annotation, biological process: response to zinc ion; zinc ion transmembrane transport. NCBI's taxonomy places the organism in Eukaryota, Metazoa, Chordata, Mammalia, Eulipotyphla, Talpidae. Gene Ontology annotation, molecular function: zinc ion transmembrane transporter activity. The coding region runs from base 1 to 1113 and encodes 370 amino acids.